This is a messenger RNA of Cucurbitaria berberidis CBS 394.84, 1958 nucleotides long. RefSeq lists its product as uncharacterized. The record is from RefSeq and is a predicted model, not a curated record. NCBI's taxonomy places the organism in Eukaryota, Fungi, Ascomycota, Dothideomycetes, Pleosporales, Cucurbitariaceae. The transcript is spliced from 2 exons. Bases 309 to 1568 code for a protein of 419 amino acids.
UAUGACCCCCGAGGAAGUGCUCCUACUUAAGUGCUUUGACAGCUAUGGAGAGGGCAUGCCAAAUGGGAGGAAAGGCCUCGCAGUGAGGACGCCACAUACCGCUUUUAGCGACCCGAACACGCCUGAAGAUGCCCCCGGACGGCAGAGUAUCGAGGUCAGAUGUUUGGUCUUCUACGAGUAGGGCGAUCAGCAACAAGGAAUAGAAAUUAUGUCACAUUCUGUUAUCCUAAUAUUCUUGCGCCAUUCUUUGCUCCCACAUGUUAUUGGAUGUGUGAGAUUAACCACCUUGUUCAUGUACACUUAGAUUCAUGUGUGACGCUGCUUGGCUCACACUUCACUUUCACCGACCUCGCACAACCAGCCUAAACGUCUGCACAUCUACGGCAACAUCAACACUCCAAUUAUAUGUCCUAACGCCCUAUCCUGCGACACUCACGCCAGAAAAGAGCACUACCCCGUGCGACAUCCUACAAGCCAACUCUCGCAAGUAUCCCUUACACGUCAAAUUCUUCGCAAUGAGCUACCCACCAAACCACCUUACUCGGCCUCCCGCUCACAGCUUUCUCAUGACACCGCCGCCCACUCCAGGACAUCCAGGAAAGAACAAUGAAACUACGCCUACACAGAACGAUCGGAUCAUCCAGGGCAGCAUUCACGCACCCAAGCGGCAAAAAGAGCACCGCCAUGAUUCCGGCCACAUCUUAUCGAGCAGGCGAAAGAAUGUGCACAAAGCCGAAGCGAAAGGUUUGGCGCGAGAGCGCAAGCGAAGAGAUCGAAGGCAGAAGAGAGGGGAGAAGCGUGCCGAGCUACGUGAGGCGGUGGUACGGGCAGGAAGGGUGGAAGUGGAAGUUGAAGUUGAAGUAGGAGCUACAAAGAGACAAGAAGAGAAGCUGCCUCUUGCGGAUGUGGGAAAUAAGAAGACGAUGAAGGAUAAGAAGAAGAAGAAUAGGAGGGGACGAAAGAGAGAUGGGAUGAUGGCAGUCCGUAAGGAACCAAAACCCGCAUCGCCUAGACGUACGAACGAGACGGGAACACAGGUGGAAGCGCCGUGGAAUCAUUCGCCGGAUGGACUACGAGACGAUGCGGCGUCGUCCUUCUCUCCUAAUCCAUCCGCUCCAGUUCCUCCUCUUGUCGAGGCUCCCUACAGCCCGGCCGUCCCCACUUGCGAAACCAACGAGCUCAACAUAGUACAGCCACAACGCCCAACCAAACACACUAGGCAACGCCAGCGUUCUACCGCACCAUCUCCCGAGCAGGCCUUCACUGAAAGCACACCACCCAGCCCAAUCCCGCCUCCCUCUACCACCCCACCAAAUCAACCUUUUCCCCCGGAUGAUCUCAUCCCCUUAACACCAACACAGUCCUUCCUCGCCGCAAUGCAAGCCGAACAAUCUACCCUCGUCUCACAAACAGAGGUUCUACUUGCGCACGUCGAAACGCUCAAAUCCACACGGUUUAACCAGGCAGAUGCCAUGGCGGCCAUCACGCGCGUAGAGAGGAAGAUUGAAUUAACGAGUGCGUUGUGUUUUGAUUUGUUUAUUGCGGAGGGGCGGGCUUGGAGAAGUUGAGGGGGUGGGUUGGGGGUUUGGUCAGCGAGUUCGAUGGGGAGAUGGGGAGGUUUGGUGGGGAAGACUGAGGGACGAUAUUCGGUUUGGAGAGGUUGGGGCUUCAAGGCGCGCAUGUUGAAGGCUGUAUCAUGCUUGUUGAGUGUGAAUUGAGCAUGUGGGUUAGAUUGAAGGAUGACAUGGUAGUGAUGGAAGCUUAGUAAAGCUUCUUUCAUCACUGUGUUAGGAAGGGAUCUUGUCAGAAGCUGUUACGUCAUAAUUUCGAUCGAUAGUAAAGAAUAAAGAUUUGCAAAGGUUGGGUCCUCUGAAUGCUAUCUGCAAUUUCUCGCUCUCAUCGAUUGGAGAUCUUCCUGUGGAAUCGAGCGAGUUUGUCAAUUAGUAUUUAAAGUCCAG